UUAACUCACCUAUUGGUGGCAAAUCACCCCCUCAACCCACUUUACACGCAGAUUACCCCCUCAACUCACCUGCAGUGGCAAAUCACUCCCUCUGUUAACGCCGGCACCAUCUUCUGUUAGUUUUUAACGGUCCUCAUAAGCCCUGCAUCUGACGUGGCCUUUUUUUUUAGAUGGAUGCUGAGUUGGAGGGUUUUACUCUGUUUGCUAGCUUCCAUCGUCUUCUUCCCCUCUUCGUCCCCACAUCCCCUCUCCUCGCCAAGAAGCACGGUCAAUUAUUCGAGGCGCAAGAGCUCGGCUUCGAUGGGGCGUUGUUUUCCAAUGAUCCUUGUGACCUGGUGGUGACUGCGAACCCGUUAAUGGCUCCGAUAAUGGGUUUGGGGCACCGUUCCAUCUGGGCAACAAUGUUAGACUCCAGGUCCUUCACAUCACCCUUGAACACGUCUUCCACCGCCGUCAGAUCGACGCCAGAACAGAACGCCCGACCUAACCCUGGACUUAGGCCGGUUGAUGGUGAUCGUCGCGAUUCUGUCCGAUUCCCAGGUCACGAGAUCAGUUUCUCCAUCGAGGAUUGAUCCAUUUCUCCCUUCUUUUUCUUCAGCUCCAAAGGUGUGUGUGUGUAUAUUUUUUUGUUCAAGACAAAGAAAUAUGAUUCAAGCUGUGCACUUGCACCCCUGAGUUUGUGUUAAUGGUUUUUUUAUAUUUAUUUUUAUGGCUAUCGGUUUUUUUUAUGAUGUUAUGUUUCGAGGUUGAAGUCUACAGUGAGGGUAAUGGGUUUUGCAUAAUAUCACCAAUGAGGAAGAAAAGCUUAAUUAGCUG
Messenger RNA from Rubroshorea leprosula, 816 nucleotides. Lineage: Eukaryota; Viridiplantae; Streptophyta; Magnoliopsida; Malvales; Dipterocarpaceae. The record is from the annotation of a GenBank genome assembly.